CAUAAAUUGAACCCUCCACGCACAGCUCCAUCCUUCUCCAACUGUCGCCACCAUUGAGAUCCAGCACCCUUCCACUCCACCACGACGCUGCCUCUCUCUCCUCCUCCUCCUCCUCGUCGCCCCCUGGACUAUCCAUCCGGACCUUGGAUCCAUCCCCGUGCGCCGCCUGGCCGCGCUCCUCUCCGCCCCCGAGCGCCGCCUGCCCCCGCUGCUCUCCGCCCAACUCACGACGCUGCUUUUGAUUGAUCGCGGAGGAGUGCGGGAUGUCGAAGUUGGCAGCACUGGAUCUUGCAUCUGGCGUUGGAGGGAAGAUCGACAAGGAGGAAGUCAAAUCGGCCGUUGAUGAGUAUGAGAAAUAUCACAGAUACUAUGGAGGGAAUGAGGAAUCAAGAAAGUCCAACUACACUGAUAUGGUUAACAAAUAUUAUGAUCUUGCCACUAGCUUUUAUGAGUAUGGUUGGGGCGAAUCUUUCCACUUUGCUCACAGAUGGAAUGGAGAAUCCUUACGUGAAAGCAUCAAGCGGCAUGAGCAUUUUCUUGCCCUGCAGCUUGGAUUGAAACCUGGAAUGAAGGUUUUGGAUGUGGGCUGCGGAAUUGGUGGACCAUUAAGAGAAAUUGCAAGAUUUAGCUUAACUUCAGUUACUGGAUUGAACAACAAUGAGUACCAGAUAUCCAGGGGAAAGGAGCUCAAUCGGUUGACAGGAGUUAGUGGAACUUGCGAUUUUGUCAAGGCAGACUUCAUGAAGAUGCCAUUCGCUGACAACACUUUUGAUGCUGUCUAUGCCAUUGAGGCAACAUGUCAUGCACCUGAUCCGGUUGGCUGUUAUAAGGAGAUCUAUCGUGUAUUGAAGCCUGGCCAGUGCUUUGCUGUAUAUGAGUGGUGCAUUACUGAUCACUAUGAUCCUAACAAUGCAACCCACAAAAGGAUUAAAGAUGAAAUUGAGCUUGGAAAUGGCCUGCCAGAUAUUAGAAGCACUAGGCAAUGUCUUCAAGCUGUAAAAGAUGCUGGGUUUGAGGUUAUUUGGGAUAAGGAUCUUGCUGACGAUUCCCCUUUGCCUUGGUACUUGCCUUUGGAUCCAAGCCGAUUUUCCUUGAGUAGCUUCCGUUUGACCUCUGUGGGACGUAUGAUUACUCGCACAAUGGUUAAGGCAUUGGAAUAUGUUGGUCUUGCUCCACAAGGUAGUGAGAGGGUCUCUAAUUUCUUAGAAAAGGCAGCAGAAGGUCUUGUAGAAGGUGGCAAGAAGGAAAUCUUCACGCCGAUGUACUUCUUUUUGGUUCGGAAGCCUCUUUCAGAAUGAGCCCUUAGAGCACAUUUCAGAUUUUCCGAGGGAAAACCAAGGGGGCAUUUCGAAGAAGCAGAACGUGAAAUCUGGAAUCAAGAAAAACAUGGAGACGGAGUUCUUCUCUGUAGGAAGAGAGAGUGAAAUGUGUUGAAUUGUUAAGCUUCUGUUUGUUCAGUUGUUUUGCCGUGUCACCAGGGUGGUUGUGCUGUUCUUGAACUGACAGUUUGGAAAUCCUUUUCUUGUCCUAAGCUCAGUAGCAUAAAUAAGUUGGUUACUGUUGGUUUGUAUAAGACUGCUUAGAUAUAGUAAAUGUUGAUCCUGUUGUUGGAAUGUUGUGACAAAUUCGUGCGAUAA
This is a messenger RNA of Phragmites australis (common reed), 1637 nucleotides long. RefSeq names its product cycloartenol-C-24-methyltransferase 1-like. Gene Ontology annotation, biological process: sterol biosynthetic process. Bases 264 to 1298 code for a protein of 344 amino acids. Gene Ontology annotation, molecular function: sterol 24-C-methyltransferase activity. The transcript has 14 exons. Gene Ontology annotation, cellular component: endoplasmic reticulum. The record is from RefSeq and is a predicted model, not a curated record. NCBI's taxonomy places the organism in Eukaryota, Viridiplantae, Streptophyta, Magnoliopsida, Poales, Poaceae.